AAGGGCAGCCACAGCAUGCCGUACGAGUCGAUGCACCAUCAUCAGUCGGCGGCCGCUGCCGUGGCCGCCGGCGUAGCGCCAAAUAGCAUGCUGGACUCGCUUAGCAUGCAGCUGCGCGAUGCGGAAAUGCGGCGCACCGAGAUCGAGCGGGCGCAUCAGGAAACUCUGGCACAAAUACGCAAUUUAAGCGGAUGCGCUCGACCCGACACCGAGGCCGUGGAGAAUCUGCAGUCGCGUGCUCGUGAGCUGGAAAAGAAGGUGGCGCUGGAGAACGUGCGCUGCGAGGAGCUGCAGAUCGAGCUAACCGCCGCGCUCAAAGCCAAGGCAGGGCGGCCCAGUAACCAGAACAUGGCCAAUUGCCCCCCAACAUCAACCGCAGCAGCGCAACAUGGCCAAUAUCCAUGCUCAAGUAUACCAACUUCUGCAAGCAGCUCCACCGUCACAUGGGCACCGACAAUCAGCCACCAGGACCAAGGCUCCGAGAUCGAUAUAAUAAUGGCCAAGAUUGAGCAGGACAAUCGCGUUUUGGCCGAGCUGGAACAACCGCGCACCUCGGCCAGCGCCAGCAUGUCAGCCUUGCAAAGCAUGCCGCCCAGCUCCAUGAUGAAUACGGGAAACAGCGAAUUUAGAACCAUAUCAAAGAGUGAACUUGAAGAAGAACUGAAUCGAUACAAACGCGCCGUAUUGGGCGGCGCAUCGGGUGGCGGCGUGUCCGCCCUAUCGUCCGGCUACUCGAGCCUGCCGCAAUCGCUGGCCUCCACGCUGGGCAACGGCGCUAGCACCAGCCUGAGCGGCACGAGCGUUGGCUCGCAGAGCGCUGCUGCCGCCGCCGCGGCGGGUGUUGGUGGUGGCGGCGGUGGUGUUGGCGGCGCUGGUGGCUUAUCAUCCAUAUCGGCCCUGAUGCCCAACUCAAUCAGCGGCAUAUCCUCGAGUCUGAGCAGUCAUGCCCUGCAAUCAAUGAACGCGUCGGCGUACGGCGGCGGCCAGACCUCCGUUGAGAAGCUGCUGAGUGGAACUAGUGGAAUAACUGGCAUUCCACCAUUGCCGGUAAAUAUUCACACGAUGAAGGCUAUGCCAACGGCAUUAAGUCAGAGCACAACCAUGCCCCUCCUGUCACUCAACUCGCAUAAUCUGCCGCCUGGCGGCUCGACCAGCUACUCGGCCCUGGGCCUGAGCGGCGGCAGCGGCGUAGUCGGCUCCUCGCUGACCCAUCCCACCAUGAGCAACAUCAACAUGCUCGACACGAGCGCCCUGCUUGGCCUGGGACCGGCCGGCGGUGGCAUCACUGGCGCCACAUCUCUCUACGGCCUGAGCGGUGGCGCCACCGGCGCCCUGGGCAGCACCUAUGGCCCGCCGUUUAUGGAUGCUGCAUCGAGCGCCUCGUAUCCAUUCACGUCGGCCGCACUGCGCCAGGCCACCAAGAUGAAAAUGCUGGACGAGAUUGAUAUACCGAUGACGCGCUAUGGCAAUCGCAGCUCACCGUGCUCGCCCAUUCCCGUGGGCCACAGCAGCUGGGGCCUGGACGAGUUCACCGAUGGCCUGGGCGCCUCCCUCAUGCACAAUCGCAGCGGCCUGGCGCUGGGCGCCCUUGACCUGGACACUCGCAAUCAUGGGCUGAACGGCGCCAGUGAGCCGCAGGUUGACAUGUUGGACAUACCUGGCAAGGGACGCUGUUGCGUCUUCAUUGCGCGCUUUCCCUAUGAUCCGCCAGAGGAGGCUGAGGGCGAGCUGUCGCUCUGCGCCGGCGACUAUUUGCUGGUGUGGACCAGCGGCGAGCCGCAGGGUGGCUAUCUAGAUGCUGAGCUCUUGGAUGGACGACGCGGCUUAGUGCCCGCUUCGUUUGUGCAGCGACUUGUGGGCGACGAUCUGCUGGAGUUCCAUCAGGCGGUGUUGUCCACAUUGCGCGACGCCGAGGAUGGCUCCAUGCAGUGCGACACAACGUCGCUGCCUUCCUUGCCGCCGCACAACCCAUUGCUCACACACACGCACGAGGAACUGGCACGUUUGAGUGAGACGCACACCGAUCUGGAGCACGACCAGGACGACAUUAGCGAUAAUGUUCCAGCUCCGAAGCACUUGACGCUGGAACGGCAGCUUAACAAGAGCGUGCUCAUUGGCUGGUCGCCACCGGAGCCGGUGGGCUACAAUCUGAUUGACAGCUAUCACGUCUAUGUAGAUGGUGUGCUCAAGGUCACGGUGAAGGCCAACGAACGCACACGCGCUCUGAUUGAGGGCGUCGACUCCACGCGGCCGCAUCGCAUCAGCGUGCGGAGCGUUACGCAAACCCGUCAGACGUCCAGGGACGCCGCCUGCACAAUGAUCAUUGGGCGAGACACUUCGCACUUGGGCCCCUCGGCGGUGCGCGCCUCGCACAUAACGUGUUCCUCGGCGGUUAUCUCAUGGCUGCCAGCCAACUCCAACCACCAGCACGUGGUGUGUGUGAACAAUGUGGAGGUGCGCACCGUCAAGCCGGGCAUGUAUAGGCACACAAUAACCGGGCUCGCGCCCAGCACCCAAUACCGGGUGACUGUGCGCGCCAAGCACUUGCGUGCGGUUGGCCAGCAGACGCCGCAGGCACCGGGCCGACCCGGGCAGGAGGAAGCACCCGGCGCCUAUGCCGAUUUUCGCACACUGACCAAAGGCUUGCCUGAUCCCCCACAAGACAUCCAAUUGGAGGCUGGUCCUCAGGAUGGCACCAUUCUGGUGACAUGGCAGCCGGUUAACCGACCCACGUCCACGGGGCCCGUAACCGGCUACGCUGUGUACGCCGAUGGUAAGAAGGUGACCGACAUCAACUCACCUACGGGCGAUCAUGCACUCAUCGACAUCGGCAAGCUGGGCGUCUUCAAUCCCCGGGCCGUCACCAUACGCACCAAAUCUCGCGAUUCACAGUCGGCGGACAGUGCACCCAUCUUAAUACCAAACAACGUGCGCAAUGCUGUCGCUCGCCGGGGACCAAAUCAAAUGGGCAUGGGUCCGCAGCUGCCGCAGCAGGGGCUCCACGGCAUGCCCAUGCAGCAGCAUCAGGGCAUGCCCGGACAGCAGCCGCUCAUGGGGGUCGGCCAGCAGGAUCACACGCAGUACGAUCCCAAUCAGAUGCAGCAACAGCAGCAGCCGGGCCAGCUGCCGAACCAGCAGCCGGGUCAGGCCCAGCCGGGUCAUCAGCCCGACGGAAGCUCCGGCUUGUUAGGUGGCCUGCUCGGUGGCCUCUUCUCGAAACCCACACAGAGUCAAGUGAACCAGAAUGGCUAUCCGCCGACUGCACCACAGCGCGGCAUGGUGCCAGGACGACCCCAGGGACCACAGCAGCAGCAGCAACAGCAGCAACAACAGCUGCAGCAGCAGCAGCAGCAGUACGGAGCGCAGGGAGCACGCUUUCGUGGCCCAGUGCCGGGCCAGAUGCAAGGUCAGAUGCACGGCAUGCAGGGUCAGAUGGCCGGACAAAUGCAGGGUCAGAUGCCCGGCCAAAUGCCUGGCCAGAUGCAGGGGCACAUGCAAGGUCAGAUGCAGGGUCAGAUGCAGGGUCAGAUGCAGGGUCAAAUGGCGGGCCAACUGCCUGGCCAAGUGCAGGGUCCGCGUGGUGCCCUCACCCAGCAACAGCAGCAGCAACAACAGCAGCAGCAACAGCAGCAGGCGCAGCAGGGCCAAAUGCUGCCCGGCCAGCAAGUGGGGCCGCAGCAGCAGCAGCAAAUGCCCGGGGCGCAGAAGAAGCCGCGCUACUUUGUGGCCAUGUUCGACUACGAUCCAUCCACAAUGAGUCCUAAUCCAGAUGGGUGCGACGAAGAGCUGCCCUUCCAAGAGGGCGACACAAUCAAGGUGUUUGGUGAUAAGGACGCCGACGGCUUCUAUUGGGGCGAGCUGCGCGGCCGUCGCGGCUACGUGCCGCACAACAUGGUCAGCGAGGUGGAGGACACCACUGCCCAGAUGACCGGCGGGCAGCCAACUGUAGGGGGCACCGGCCAGGUGAUGCCCGGCCAGAAUGCGCCGCAGCAGAGCAUGCGUAAUGUGAGCCGCGAUCGCUGGGGCGACAUCUAUGCGAAUAUGCCGGUGAAGCGAAUGGUCGCCCUCUACGACUACGAUCCCCAGGAGCUAAGUCCGAAUGUGGAUGCCGAGCAAGUGGAAUUAUGUUUCAAGACGGGUGAGGUCAUACUCGUUUAUGGUGAUAUGGAUGAAGAUGGUUUCUACAUGGGCGAACUGGACGGUGUUCGGGGCUUGGUGCCAUCCAAUUUUCUGGCCGAUGCGCCCGAUCAGUACAACAAUCAAAUGGGACCUGGCGGCGCCGCCGGGCGUGGCAGUCUCGCUCAACGGGGCAGGGGUCAGGGGCCCGGGGCCAGAGGGCCGCCGCCGCCGCCCCGCGACAACAUGAUGCCCGGCGUGGCUGGGCAGCGCGGCGCACAAGGCAAAAAUGCUCGCCCUGCUUCCCCUACACUGUUAGACAACACGGGCCACCCUGCCCCCGAUCACCAAACGCAGAUGAUCGGUCGCGUUGGUAAUGUUGGCAUGCAGCAGCAACAACUCCAGCAGCAGCAGCAGCAGCAACAGCAACAACAGCAACAACCUUAUGGUCAGCAACAGACGCAAAUGGGACAACAGCAGCAGCAGCAGCAGCAGCAACAGCAACAGCAACAAAUGGGCAUGGGACAAAGUGGAAUGAUGGGAAUGGGCCAACAGCCAAUGGGCAUGAUGGGCGGACAGACGCAGCAACAGCAGCAAAUGGGACAACAGAUGGGCGGCAUGGGCGGCAUGGGUCAAAUGGGACAGAUGGGACAAAUGGGACAGAUGGGACAAAUGGGAAUGGGUCAGCAGCAGCAACAGGUGCCUGUGACGACGCAGGCGCCAACGGGCGGACUCUUCUCGGGGGCAACUAGCCUGCUCUCUGGUGCUACUUCGGCUGCCACCGGUGGUCUAUUUGGUUCGAAGCAACCGCCCAAAACGGAUCCAAUGCAACCACCUGGCGGUGUGCAGCCAACGCAGCAACAAGCAAACGCCUUCGGUGCCCAGCAGAUGACGCCGGGCAUGCAGCAGCCCGGGAUGCAGCAACAGCCGGGCAUGCAGCAACAACCCGGCAUGCAGCAACAGCCCGGCAUGCAACAACAACAACAACAACAACAACAACAACAGCAGCAGCAGCAGCUAGUAGUAGACAGUCAGCACCAGCAUGUGCCCAAGCAGCAACUGCAUCAGGGCCAGCCUCAGGCACAGCCGACACAACAACAACAACAGCAGCAGCAGCAGCAGCAACAACAACAGCAACAGUCAGCUCAAUUAGAUCCAAGCCAGCCGCAGCAGCCGCUUUACCAAAUUGUGCAACAAGGUGUGCCACUGCCUGCCAACGUACAGCAGCCGCAAACUUCGCCCGUGGUUUUGAGCUCACCAGGUGUAAUGGAGCAGCAGGCGCCUACGCCACUGCAGGCAACUCCAAAGACGGAUGCAUCGCCAGCGCCCAAUAUUGCCGUGGGUUCCAGCAGCAGUAGCAGUGUCACGCCCACUGGCAUUAUUGCUAACACAUCCACAACAGCAGGCACGGGCAGUGCUGCUGCUGGGUCAGACAAGUCGACGCCAGUGACCAGCGCUGCUGGCAACGGAUCGACCACAGCCACUGGCGCCGGCACAGGCACGGGCACCAGCACUAGCACCACUCCGAGCAGUGCAACGCCUGUCGUGAAGAAGCAUGUGCUGAAUCCAUCGGCCAAGCCAUUCACGCCGCGUGGACCUAGUACACCAAAUCCAUCGCGACCACAUACGCCACAGACUCCGGUACCCAUGCCGGCCAUCUACACGACUACGGGCGCCCACAUGGCGCCGGCUAAUCCGCAGAUCUACAUGGUGCAGCAGCAGCCGCAUGCAUUCCAGGCACCCACACAUCCAGGCGGCCAGGCGCAGCGCCUGCGUCGCAAUAAUUAUGGUCAAAUGGGUGGAUCGCAAAUGCAUGUUGCAAGCGCAACGGGACAGCCACUGAUGGCCGCGGCACCGUUGCAACAGUUCAUUCAAUACCAGCAAACUCCGCAUCCACCACAUUUCCAGCCGCCAUAUGGCGCGAUGCCGAUACGCAUGUAUCAGGACCAGCCACAACAGUUACAGUUUUUGACACAGACAACGCCAUCGACGACGCCAUCGCCGGGUCAACCGCAUCCGACGUUUCAUCCGCCCCCACAGCCUUCCCCUGCUGGCGGGGGACCGCAGCCCGCAGCAUUCCCAGGCCAAGGACAGCCAACAUACCAAUUGAUGUGCGUACAUCCCCCGCAGAUCAUGGCCAAUCCCUACUUCCCGGGAACAACGCCGCAGAAUCCGCCGCAGAAUCAACAGUAUCAGAUUGUAAUGCAGCCGCAUAUCACGCAGUAAACUGCACGAUUCUCAAUGGAAGCAUUCGCGGCUGACGUCACAGUGGAAUCAAACAUCAGCGUCAAAAUCUCAUAGCCCCUUUUCGCCCCACACCAACACCACAUUCACACCCACACUCUCACCAACACCCAUACAUGCACAGCAACACGCCACGUCAGAUACACAAACACACACAUAUAUACACAAACAAAGCAUAUACACGAAAAUUCACAUACACACAUUUCUGCAACCAAACUGAUGAUUCUUUGGGAUUGCCUGGACAAAUUGAGCUCCGAUCAGUUGUAUACAUCACGCCAAGCCAUCAUACUGUCACUGUGAGGUGCUUCACCCUAAGGCAACCAUCAUACUUAUAUGCAUCGCAAGUGAAACAGCAACACAAACAACAACUAGGAAAUUAUACAAUAUAUUUAACAAACAACAAAAGGGAAACUAGUGAAUUUGUCUACAGUGCUCGAUAGCCAAACAAACAAACAAAGACAAAUCAGUACGUAGUUAUCAAAAAAUCUGCAGGAAUAACGCUGCAUUAAGAGAAGCUUAAUAGUUCUCAUUACUGAUUUCCGAAUAUCCAAUCUCACAUGCGUCUCCUUUGGCAUCGAGCUGUCUGUACCAAGCCCCGUAAAUCAACCAAAUCCAAUUGAUUGAAAGUGUGCAGUUAAACAAAACAACAACAAAGUGAAAUGAUAAAAAAUAAAAUCAAUUCAGAAAUCUGAACUGAAGGUAAACACGUGAAGCCCUUUUAAAAACAGAAGAACUAAUUGGAAUUUUUUUGUAAAAUUUGCUUAAAGCGAAUAUUUUGAAUUUACUUCCGUAAUAAGAGAAUGUAGGCCUUGGCGUACACGUAUUUACACAAUAGAGGAGUCCACGGAGCGAGCAAUCGAUAACACGAAGAGACAUUAAGAUCCAAAGUCCUCAUUCCAAAAUUACAUACAAUCCAAGCUAAAUGUUAAAGCUCUGUAAUUGGAAUAUUAUAUAGUACAUACAUAGCAUUCAUUGUGGAAUAAGUACUUUUUUUUAUAUAUAUAUCUUAUCAGAUUCCACUUUGAAUCCUCUACACAACUUUUGCUUGGUUUGCUGAAAAAAA
Drosophila navojoa is the source of this 7423-nucleotide messenger RNA. It is a transcript of the gene Rbp, whose product is annotated as RIMS binding protein. Gene Ontology annotation, molecular function: protein binding. Gene Ontology annotation, biological process: neuromuscular synaptic transmission. The record is from RefSeq and is a predicted model, not a curated record. Lineage: Eukaryota; Metazoa; Arthropoda; Insecta; Diptera; Drosophilidae.